CUUAUAGCGGUUCAUAGAAUUAGUAUGAGGAGGAUUUGGAAGGGUUUACACAAGACGAGCUGAAAAAAAAAAAAGGAUAUGGAAGCUAUUUCUCCAUAACUAAAAAGCUAAGGAAAACAACAAGAAGAAAGAAGAAACUUGAGAUCAUUCACUUCAAAUUAACAAUGGUUUCCUUUUCCACCUGGUGCCGCUACUUGGUUCACAAGCUUGACUACUCCGUUGCAGUUAGCUGGAAGCAUUAUGAAGGGGGUCGGAUAACUGUAAAAGAAGUGGGAGACACUGUGUGGAAAAACUUUCUUCAAUGCAAGUUGACCUUUCUACAUUGGAAUAAAGGAGAAGAGAUGGCACCUACAAUAGGUCCCCAAGGUGGAACUCUCUUAGUUAGAAAAAUACCAAUUCCAGGUCCAAGUCGUGUUUUCAUCGGAGAUGUAGUGGUUUUGAAAGACCCCAAAAGCCCAGAUAACUAUCUAGUCAGAAGGCUUGCUGCCGUUGAAGGAUACGAAAUGGUCUCAAAGGAUGAAAAAGAGGAGCCUUUUAUUCUAGACAAGGAUGAAUGCUGGGUUCUUGCUGAUAAUGAUGUGUUGAAGCCAAAGGAAGCCAAGGAUAGUCGAACCUUUGGUCCCGUAAAUAUGUCAGAUAUCAUUGGCAGAGUUAUAUAUUGUUUGCGCAAUGCUGUUGAUCAUGGUCCUGUGCCGAACAGUCAGUUCAGUGUCAAGAAGGAUCUACCAGUGUUAGAAGUUGAGCUUGAUGUUGAUGAGAUGGCUAAGAAUCACAAAACUUGACUUGAAUUAGCCAAUGUGUUAAAGCUUGUAGUUUGUCGGGGUUAUGCCUUUUGUCAUUGGGCUGCCUUAGCUAUCCAGCCCACCUCGACUGCUCGUGUUUUGCGACAAUUACAACCGCACUAAAUUGAUUUGUAAGUACAUUUUGCUAGGAUUUCGUUGUGGCGGAAAAUAUUCAUUUAGAGAAGAAAUUGCAAUAAUGAAGAGAUGAUUCUCUGAAUAAUUACAUUUAUAUACUUCUUGGUUGUAACUUUUAGUGUUUUCUUCUUGAAAAUGUGCUAAUUUUGGAUUUAAGUUGUAAUGUUGGAUUCAAGCCAGGUUGAGGUGUUUUUGGUUGAAUUAAUUGCCGCAGAAGUGAUCAAGAUCUUUUUGUAGGCGAUGAUAAUUGAAUUCCUAUGUAUAAAAGAAAAAGUUUUUUAGCCA
This is a messenger RNA of Amaranthus tricolor (Joseph's coat), 1202 nucleotides long. Its product is annotated as mitochondrial ATP-independent inner membrane protease subunit 2-like. The record is from RefSeq and is a predicted model, not a curated record. The coding region runs from base 165 to 782 and encodes 205 amino acids. Lineage: Eukaryota; Viridiplantae; Streptophyta; Magnoliopsida; Caryophyllales; Amaranthaceae. Gene Ontology annotation, molecular function: serine-type endopeptidase activity. The transcript has 5 exons.